UGCCUCACGCUGUCCCCCCACACUGACUGGGACUCACUCGCCGCAGAUCCCCAAACCUCUCCGCCGCCGCGCCGGCUCGCCUCGCGCGCCAUGGCCGCCUCCGCCUCCGCCUCCGCCACCGCCUCCCUCUCCCACCUCCUCCUCGCGCGCAAGCCAGACCCCGCGCCUCUCCCCUCCCGCCGCGCCCCCGCCCUGCUCCCCUUGCCGCGGCGGCGCGGGCAGCGGCCCAUCUCCGCCGCCGCCGCCGCCUCCGACCUCCUCUACGCCGCACCCUCCCUCAAGUCCCGGCUCGCCGCCGGGGAGACCCUGUACGGGCUCUUCCUCCUCUCCUUCUCCCCCACGCUCGCCGAGCUCGCCGCCCUCGCCGGCUACGACUACGUCGUCGUCGACAUGGAGCACGGCCCCGGCGGCGUUCCCGAGGCGCUGGCCUGCCUCCGCGCCCUCGACGCCGCCCGUACCCCAGCCGUCAUCCGCCUCCCCGAGGCCGGCCCCAUCUGGGCCAAGAAGGCCCUCGACCUCGGCCCCGCGGGCCUCAUGGUCCCCGCCGUCGAGUCCCCCGCCGCCGCGGCCGCCGCCGUGUCGCACUGCCGCUACCCGCCCCGAGGCGUUCGCGGCGCCGCCCACCCCAUCGUCCGCGCCUCCGCGUACGGCCUCGACGACUCCUACCUCUCCCGCUGCGAGGACGAGACGCUAAUCAUCUGCCAGGUCGAGACCGCCGCUGGCAUUGCGGAGGUCGACGCCAUUGCCGCCGUCGACGGCGUCGACGUCGUCCAGAUGGGACCGCUCGACUUGUCAGCCAGCAUGGGGUACCUGUGGGACCCAGGGAACAGGAAGGUGCGAGCCAGGCUGAGGGAGGCCGAGAAGAAGGUGUUGGAUGCCAGGAAGAAGAAUGUGACAGCUUCAGAUGGCAAUGUCGCAUAUCUAGGCGGAUUCGCCAUGCCGAACGACCCGGCAGAGCAGCUCAAGCUGAGGGGUUACCACAUGGUGUCUGGUGCAGUGGACAUUGGGAUGUUCCGGAAGGCGGCGUUGGAGGAUGUCAAGCGGUUCAAGGAGGCAGUGAUGGAAAUCGGCGAGGAGGAAGGCGAGGAGGACGAUGAAAAGAAGGACAAGGAAGACGACGGGUACUGGAGUGAGUGAGCACUGAGCAGAGUUGAGCUGAAGAUGAUCAAGGAACUGUGGUGAUGGUGUCUUUUGUUUGUCUUCUGAAUUCAGAUUGAGAGGUCUAAGUGGUUCCAUUUUCCAGGGGCCUCUGGUGUACUCUUGUUUAGUUGUCAGGUCGAUUUUGAGAACAUCAUGUUUGGGCAUCUUAGGAUUCCCAUUUGUAGGUGGUAACUUCUGAGUACCAAUAAAAGCCAGAUUUUUAUAUCAUUCAGAAAAGGUUGGAUUUUA
This is a messenger RNA of Oryza sativa Japonica Group (Japanese rice), 1389 nucleotides long. RefSeq lists its product as uncharacterized. NCBI's taxonomy places the organism in Eukaryota, Viridiplantae, Streptophyta, Magnoliopsida, Poales, Poaceae. The record is from RefSeq and is a predicted model, not a curated record. Gene Ontology annotation, cellular component: cytoplasm. Gene Ontology annotation, molecular function: aldehyde-lyase activity.